AUGGUUAAGUUGACCAUGGCCUGUCUGACUGGAAUUGGAUACGACGUCUUGGGUCAGGUUGAGACCACAUCUAGCUAUCAGUACCCUCCUCCCAGCUCUUACCGGAUACGGCGCGUCUUCAUUCAUGAAAGUGCUAUUUCCAUCGCUGUCAGUCGUGGGAUACGUGAUUCGUCUGGACUGGAGCUUUGCUUCAAGGUCCCGACUCUUUGGCCGGCGUCUUCCUGA
Molecule: messenger RNA, 225 nt
Organism: Fusarium poae
Lineage: Eukaryota; Fungi; Ascomycota; Sordariomycetes; Hypocreales; Nectriaceae
Exons: 3
Coding region: 1-225 (74 amino acids)
Source: RefSeq, a predicted model, not a curated record